AUAACCGGAAUUCUUUUCAAUAAACUUCAUUCCGAAAUGAUUACUGGCCAUGGAGCCCCAAAAGCUGGCGUUCGUGUUUGGCAUCAUGAGCCAAAUAAAAUUAAAAAAUUUGAGCCUACAGCUGAAUUAAAUAAUGGUCAAGGAGGGAGGGCUUUAAGUCUUUGUCAAAGCCCUUGUGGAGAAUAUGUUAUGACUGCAAGUCAGGACGAAGUUCUUCGUAUUUGGCAUGUUUGGAAAGUAGAUGAAUCUAUGCGUAAACAAUCACAAGAAAAUGUAACAGCAAAUGCUCGUAAACAACUUCAAUAUGCUUUGAAUGGGCACGUUGGUGUUGCAAGUAAUGGAAGAAUUAUUCGUUAA
This is a messenger RNA of Meloidogyne enterolobii, 357 nucleotides long. The record is from the annotation of a GenBank genome assembly. NCBI's taxonomy places the organism in Eukaryota, Metazoa, Nematoda, Chromadorea, Rhabditida, Meloidogynidae.